CUGCUCCUCUGACGCACUCCGGUAGCUACGAUCACGCCUUACCUUCUCAUCCUUCCAUGCCCAUCAUAGGGUGACUCAUCCCUUAUAUCUACAUAAACUUUCAUCCGUCGUCAUCACAUUAAACCUGGCUAUCUGCUGAGUUUAAGAAGGUUCCCCGUCGCCUUUAUAACUAAAUAAAGACGGGUCUUGUCCCCUCGCUGCCUCUUCACGGUUAUUAUCCAAACGGUCUAUUUCCCCCCGGCAAAAUUAACCCGGAUUAUAUAUCGUCCGUUACCUCUGUAUCCCCCGUUUCCGCGUUUACCUCUGUUGGUUUGAUAUAGAGUGAGCGCGGCCGUGCGUCGGAUAUAUCAGUAAUGGACGCCCUGGAUUUCAAGUUUGCGAAUCCAGGCAUUCAAAAUUCCUUCCAACAGCCCUACCCUUACGCCUCGUCAAUAGCAUCCUCCGCCUCCUCGUCCUCCUCUUCUGUCUUUUCCUUCGACAGCCUCUCUUCCUCUCAGAGUUCAAUCUCGUCUUCCACCUCUUCGGUCGACAUCAUCUGGGAGAAUGAGGCGUCCAGCCAAUCAAAAUGCAGAGGAGUGAAAGUUGAGUCUGGUUCACGCUGCAUUCAAGGUCAAAAGAGUUACGCUGUUAAGGCCACGGAAACUUUGGUGGCGCCUGAGCUUCGCCAACAUCCCAGACGGAGCUAUCGCUCUGAUGCAUCAGCACUCGGGUCGCGCUGUGCUCGACCACCACCUCCAUUAACACGCGCAUCUCAGCGGAGAGUCAAUUUUGUUGAUCACCUUGUCGACUCCGCUGCGCAAAUUGUCGAAACCAUAUGGCCACUUUCCGUCGUGGCUGCCCGUAGUGACUCCGCUCUUGGCUGCAAAGGAGUCCUACCCCUCCGAAGUUUUAUUCAGGAGACUCUCCGCCGUUCUCGCACCAGCUACUCUACGCUACAAGUCGCGCUAUACUAUCUUAUCCUGAUCAAGCCACGCAUCCCAACGCAUGACUUUACUAUGGAGCAGUCGGGAGCCCAGCAAUGCUCACGUGCUAUGCAGUGUGGGCGACGAAUGUUUCUCUCGGCCCUCAUUUUAGCUUCAAAGUAUCUCCAGGAUAGAAAUUAUUCCGCUCGGGCUUGGAGCAAGAUUUCCGGUUUGAGUACCACGGAAAUCAAUCAGAACGAAUUGAUUUUCCUCAAUGCAGUUGCAUGGAGACUACAUAUUUCGGAGCCUGUCUUUCAGCGGUGGUCUGAUAUCGUCCUACGCUAUACUUCUUCUACCGAUGGUGCUUUUAACGGUGACGGUCUUUCUUGGCGGUCCAUCAUCCCGUCUCUCACCCCUGAGCUUGAUACCAUUGAUUUGGAUCCUGUUCGGAACGGGCCCGUUUCAAUUCAAGAUCUGCUCUCCCCCGUUACGACCCCAUCUCCAAGUCGCUCUCCCGUUUCUGGAUGUCAAUAUCAACCUUCGACAUACGAUCAAACUCCGACUUAUUCGCACAGUCGCGGUGUCCAGAGCACUCUGGGUGUGGAGUCGGCACAGGAAUUGCGGUUGCCAUCUCUCCCAAAGCUUGGUGUUCUUCCAACCCCACAGAUGAGCCCACAGAGCGUUUCCUACAGCACUCCUGCAGCGGGUGCUGUUUCAUUCACUCCUCGUGGGCCGUCUAUGACUUGCGCCAUGCGACAAGCACAGAGGUGUGCUCAACGUACAACUCUCGACCAGCGACCACCGUUACGUGCGUUUAAUAAUAAACCAGCUUCCUACGAGUCGUAUCCUCUCAGCACUCGGCGUUCGUCUCUUGCUCGCUCCUCCACGUCGUCUCCGGAGUCGAUGAUAUCCGAUGUUCCAUCCUUGGCUUCUUCACUGUCCAGCCGAUCCUCUCGGUCCUCCUCUAUUUCUUCUGUUGCGUCGGGAACCUGCGCGCCCACCCUGCCUCGCUUGGCUACUCGGGCGAUGCGUCGCGGGGCAAACAAGGAGAAUAGGAAGCCGCUCGCUAUCGGGUCGCCAAUCGACGAAGGACCUUACCAGGAUAUUAUUUAUACUUCACCCGAGCCUAUGUCCGCUUCCAGCGUCAACGUUCCAGAUCUGACCAACUUCUCUCUGUGCACGCCAGUUGACAAGGCUCAUGAAGCGGCUCAGAGCCUUUGCGAGCUCUCUGCCGCCGCUCCUCGCUCCACUCCAUCUCUGUCUGCUUCAAGCUCGCCUAACCGGAUGUCCCGAAAGCGUGGACGUACUAACAGCUCUACUGGGAUGGUUCUACAGCACCAUGUUCGUAACCUCAUAUCUUUGGAUGCCAGAAAAGACGAGGAUGUUAGCAUCUAUGUCGUCCCGGACAAUCGGGUUGCUGACUCGUUCUUAAUUCCACAGCCCAAAGCUGUGCAAUCCCCUGCGCGAUGCUCAUUUGGUGGUCUCCGGUUUCCCCUGCCACUGUCGUUCCCUAUGGAGACUGGGAGCAUGAAGCGUGCAUGCUGUGGAACAGAAGCAACACAAGUUCCCUGGGGUAUGAGCAGUGCAUCAGCAGAGAGUGUGGUGGAUAUGGUGGACUAGACCAAGCCUGUCUAUCCAUCCACCUGCUUUCAUGUGGAUGCUUGUUUAAUCCAUGGGGAUGGCAUGUCUUGAUGGUCAAGGUACAACAUUUCCACUUAAUCUGUAACCUUGUUUCCCAACUUCCCUGGAUUCUUUGGUGUUUGUAUGAUGGAGCAUUUCGUAAACCUUAUGGAAGGUUUGCUUGUUUGUGUUGAUUCUUUUAUCUAGCAUUUUGUUUCGAUCCCCUCUUUUCCCCCCUUGUAUCUUUUCCCUAUUUGUUCCUCUCGCCAUGUGAUCUCUCAAUGAAGUUGCAAGAAUCAUUGCGCCGUGAGUGAGCGGACACAGGAGCAUGAAGGAGUAUGGGAGUCCCUAUGGAACUGAAAGGAAUUCCCCGGCACGAUGAGAUGCUACUAUCUCAAUUUCGUAUUGUAUAUAGCAUACCUGUGGCAUCUUUUAGGUAUCUACGUACCUGCCUGCAUGCUUACUGGUCACCCUGACUGACGAACCGAACGAACAACAAACAAGCAUGAGACUUAGCUGUCUAACAACGUAUUAACCUUAGUAUAGAUAGCUAGCCAUCUACCUCAAUGACACUACUAACUUUAGAU
Messenger RNA from Coccidioides immitis RS, 3109 nucleotides. RefSeq names its product G1/S-specific cyclin Pcl5. Gene Ontology annotation, biological process: regulation of cyclin-dependent protein serine/threonine kinase activity. Gene Ontology annotation, cellular component: nucleus; cyclin-dependent protein kinase holoenzyme complex. The coding region runs from base 354 to 2522 and encodes 722 amino acids. Gene Ontology annotation, molecular function: protein kinase binding; cyclin-dependent protein serine/threonine kinase regulator activity. The record is from RefSeq and is a predicted model, not a curated record. The transcript has 2 exons. NCBI's taxonomy places the organism in Eukaryota, Fungi, Ascomycota, Eurotiomycetes, Onygenales, Onygenaceae.